AAUGCCCUUGAGAUGGCACUGUCCCUAGAUGAUAAGCAGGUUAUUUGGAUAUGAAUAAGCAUCUUUUCCUUUCAAGUUGUGUACAGGAAUUUCUUGUGAGGAGUUCCGCAUUGCCACAUAUUGGAUCUCUCUCUCUAUCUCUCUCUCUCUCUCUCUCUCUCUCUCUCUCUCUCUCUCUGUGGGAAUCUAAUCUAACCCGUGAAGGUACACAUGCAGUAUGUGAAGCAGGUCUUCAUGUCUUGCGGUAAUUUUGCAUGGAAGAAACAAUUCUUCUAUAUCCUUGCUCGACAUGGUAGUAUCACCUUUGAGCUUGAUCAAGAGAUGGUUCCAGAUGACGAUGAAAGAAAGGCAUUGGAGGAACUCGUCGACAAUAUUAAAGCAGCAAGAUCUCUUUUUGUUAAAAAUAUUAACUUCGAAACCUCUGAGGUGGAUUUGAGAAGCCAUUUCGGCAAAUUCAUGGAAGCGAGGAAGAUUCUUAAUGUCUCGAUAAAAACGUACAUUUCGAUGGGGAGGCAAGUUUCAAGAGGUCAGGGGCAAAUAGAAUUUGAUUCAGUGAGCACAGCCACCAAUGUUCGCCAGAUUUUAAAUAGAACCAUCUUAGAUGGACGUGCGCUUAUUUUACAACUUUGCCGACCGGUUGAACCAGUGCCGAGUUCAACCACGUUGUUUGUGGGCAACAUUGCUCCUUCGGCCACUGAAGAGGAUAUAAGGAAGAUUUUUUGCCCGUUAGGGAAGGUGAAGAGUGUGACGCUGCCACUGCCGCCUUUGGGAACUAAAAGACGAAUCGGAUUUGUGGAGUACUCAGCAGAGCAGGAGGCACAGAGUGCUCUGCGAAGGCUGGGGGACACCUAUCUGUUUGGAUGGCGUUUGGUAAGUCAUUUUCAAUUACUCCGAAAAAUGUCCUACAAAGCUGAGCUAUAACUGUGUUCAGGUGAUAGAAAAAGCUAGGGAAAAGAAAAACAGAGGUAAUCAAACAGUCCGGCGAAGUUAAUGAGGAAGACGAGGAUCGAUUGAACUGCAACAGAAUGGCUGCAGGUGGGAGAAUUGGUUGAAGAUACAGUACCACACAUCAUUCUUUGGUUGACCUUACACGUGUAUUCAGGAAUAAGCUUUGCAGGAGUCGGGAGACCAAUACUAACAUUGCAGCGUAAUAUAGAGUUUUGAUCGCUUAGCAGGAUAUCUUACUUACCCGUUUGUUUGGAAUUCUUGCCGUUGGACUUGUGUUCUACUAAGCACAGCUAAGUUUACGUCGCUGGCUUGUAGUUGGACGUGUGACGUGGCAGUGCACCAUGAUUGAACAUCUGAGUAACAUGCUUGCAUCAUGAUUGAAUGUCUUAGUAACAUGCUUUUUCGUAACAAGGACACACGAUUCGCGUUCGGGGUUUUGUCAAUUUUCGUUCGUAUUCAA
Messenger RNA from Syzygium oleosum, 1408 nucleotides. Its product is annotated as multiple RNA-binding domain-containing protein 1-like. Lineage: Eukaryota; Viridiplantae; Streptophyta; Magnoliopsida; Myrtales; Myrtaceae. Gene Ontology annotation, cellular component: cytoplasm; nucleus. The coding region runs from base 211 to 921 and encodes 236 amino acids. The transcript is spliced from 6 exons. Gene Ontology annotation, molecular function: mRNA binding. The record is from RefSeq and is a predicted model, not a curated record.